GCAGAUUUAAUGGAGUAAUCUUGUAAAGCAACUCUAUAAGAAUGUCUCAUCAAACAGCUAGACGCGCUGCAGCGCCUACAAGUUUAGAAUGUCCGUUGGCCUCGUUGGGACGUACUAGCAAUGCGGUAAUGGACUCUUUGAAUGGUCUACAUCAGUCUACCUUUCAUCAUCCAUUAAGUUCAAGUCCUUUGGAUCCCCAAGUUUAUCAAAUGUCUCGUAAAUCUCCCGAUCUUAGUAUAGACACCGAUACGGAUAUUAUUUAUCACACCAGUUCGGUUUCGCAACAGGGAGAUACUGUCGAUGGCCUGAGAGGAGAUUUAGAGGAUACAACACAAAGUGCCAAAAAUAAUACACAAGAAAGACAGGUGACUGCUCAGUUGUAUGAUCUCUCAAGAUCAUCGUCACAAAGUUCUUUAGAUCAGCCUCAGCCUAUACUGCAUAAAGCAGCAACUUUUGAGUUGAGAGGACGACAGCAUCCGCUAAAUGGUUCAACGGUAUUGCCUAGCUCAGCCUCGGUGGGACGUACGGCCCAACAACAGCAGAGAUCAAAUUUAUGUGUGGGCGUUAAUGCCAAUCAACAGCGUAAUUUUUUAGCCCUCGAACACUUAAUACAAUAUGGACGCCAUGAACGGGGGCCUAGUGCCUAUGUAUUACAUAGUAAUAGUGCCGAUACCGAGGAUUCAAGUGAUGCUGCUCCUGGCACUACCAACAGUCGCUUAACACGUCAUCAAAAUGGUCGUGGUACUGUACCGGUGGGGGCCUCUACAAAUGGUAAUGGUCGCAAUGCUCAAUAUUAUUUGGAAAAGAAAAUGGAUGCUUUAUACUUGGGUAGUGCCAUACGUGGUUUGCCAUUGGGUUCGGAGGCUAGUAAUUAUCAGAGUGAGCGUUAUUAUCUGGAGGAUGGUCUGCGGAGUAUGUGUGAUUUUAGUGAUGCCAAUGAGAGACUACAAGAUUCUCAUCUGCUGCACCAUCGCGCCUCGAGUCCCAGUGAAACAAGUGGUUCAGAUCGUUAUCUCUUAAAUCGCACCAACUCACCCGCCAAUGCCUUCAGUUCAUCGAAUCAUAUCGACAACUUUUCCAGUUCAAAUAACAACACCUCCUCCUCAUCGAAUUUGGCCUUGGAUCAGCGCUAUCAUCACAGCAAAGUGAAAAGUUUAUCCGAUGGUCUGUGUAAUUUAGGCAGAUUUUCACCUAGUCUAGAUCAGGGCUAUGCCACUUUGGUAUCACCCUCACCCACUGGCCAUCAUCCGAAUACCAUAACAACGCACAGUAUAGUUCAUCAUCCACCACCGGCUGCCAUGUCGGCGGCAGCGGCCAUAGCAAGAAGACAUGUGGAGACGGGACCACCACCAUGGUCGAAAAAGGGACCAUUUAGAUCGGGUCCCCUAUUUGAUCGUUUGCCCGACGAGGCCAUUUUGAAAAUUUUCCAAUGGUUCGAUAGUUGUGAAUUGUGUAGUUUAGCGCGAGUUUGCCGACGAUUCGAACAGUUGGCCUGGCGUCCGGUUUUGUGGAAAGUUAUUACUCUAAAAGGGGAACACCUGAAUGGUGAUAAGGCUUUAAAAAUGAUUUUUCGCCAAUUGUGUGGACAAACCCGCAAUGGUUCAUGUCCUGAAGUGGAGCGAGUAAUGUUGGCCGAUGGUUGCCGUAUAUCGGAUAAGGGCUUGCAAUUGUUGACCCGAAGAUGUCCGGAAUUAACACAUCUGCAGCUGCAGACAUGUGUUAAUGUCUCUAAUCAGGCUCUAGUAGAUGUCUUGACCAAAUGUACCAAUGUACAGCAUUUGGAUGUAACGGGUUGCACGCAAAUUAAUACCAUAACACCGAAUCCAAAUUUGGAACCACCUAGAAGACUUUUAUUACAAUAUUUAGAUUUAACCGAUUGUACAGCUUUAGAUGAUGUGGGUCUAAAAAUUGUGGUCAAAAAUUGUCCUCAACUGGUGUAUCUUUAUUUAAGACGCUGCAUACAAAUUACAGAUGCAGGUCUAAAAUUUGUGCCAAGCUUUUGCAUAGCCCUAAAAGAGCUUAGCGUUUCCGAUUGCCUUAACAUAACCGAUUUCGGUCUUUAUGAAUUGGCCAAACUGGGAGCUGCUUUACGCUAUCUAUCCGUAGCCAAAUGUGAUCGGGUAUCUGAUGCGGGUCUUAAAGUCAUAGCAAGACGUUGCUAUAAAUUACGUUAUCUCAAUGCCCGAGGUUGUGAGGCGGUUAGUGAUGAUUCCAUUACCGUACUGGCACGUUCAUGUCCACGUUUGCGGGCACUCGAUAUUGGUAAAUGUGAUGUCAGUGAUGCUGGCCUAAGAGCUCUGGCCGAAAGUUGUCCGAAUUUAAAGAAAUUAAGUUUACGUAAUUGUGAUAUGAUUACCGAUCGUGGGGUACAAUGUAUAGCGUAUUACUGUCGCGGUCUGCAGCAAUUAAAUAUACAAGAUUGUCAAAUAUCCAUUGAAGGCUAUAGAGCGGUUAAGAAAUAUUGUAAACGUUGUAUUAUAGAGCAUACAAAUCCGGGAUUUUGUUAAGAAAAGAAACAACCUAUUUAGAGUCUCCUACUAUCCUAACGCGCUCCUCUAACUGUACAUAUGUACUUAUUUAAGAAAAUUUAUUUUUUAAGCAAAAUUAUUUGAAUUUUUUUUUUAUAUAAUUUAAAAAUUAUUUAAAUUUUUAUUUUUAUAUUUUUUAGAACAAAAAUUUCUUUUAGCUAAAAAUUGUAAAUUAUUUAAUUUUUUUUUAGAAACUAAACAAAUCUAAAUCAAUUGUAAUUAGAUUUAGUUUUAGGAAUUUCUAUUUAAAUAACAUAAAAUCAAGUAUUGAAUAUUUAUAAAAUUGAAAAAUAUUUAAAAGAAUUUUUAUUAUUAUUAUUUUUUUUAGCUUAAUGCAUUAGUAAUUUUGUAUUAGACCUGGCAUUUGUUUUGUUUUCU
Messenger RNA from Lucilia cuprina (Australian sheep blowfly), 2906 nucleotides. It is a transcript of the gene Fbxl7, whose product is annotated as F-box/LRR-repeat protein 7. Gene Ontology annotation, molecular function: protein binding. The record is from RefSeq and is a predicted model, not a curated record. Bases 42 to 2507 code for a protein of 821 amino acids. Gene Ontology annotation, biological process: SCF-dependent proteasomal ubiquitin-dependent protein catabolic process. Lineage: Eukaryota; Metazoa; Arthropoda; Insecta; Diptera; Calliphoridae. Gene Ontology annotation, cellular component: SCF ubiquitin ligase complex. The transcript is spliced from 4 exons.